Molecule: messenger RNA, 2042 nt
Organism: Marchantia polymorpha subsp. ruderalis
Lineage: Eukaryota; Viridiplantae; Streptophyta; Marchantiopsida; Marchantiales; Marchantiaceae
Source: the annotation of a GenBank genome assembly
UCGUCCAUCGCCGCGUUCCUCUGCAGCAGCAGGCGCUCGCUCGCUCGCUCGGCUCGGCUCGAUUCGGCCUCAGCAGAGCAGGACGAGGCGAAAUGCGUCUGUCUGCUCCUUGCACCCGCUGUCGAAGAUCGAUUCCAUAGUAGGCCGGCUGGCGUCUCACGAGCUUGCGGAUUGCGGUUGCCGUGUGCCAAGCUUAGGUGAUUGAUUGCGAUUUGGCCGUAAGAUUGAUUUGUAGGGAAGAAAUCGAGAGCGACGAGCCCUGUGGACAAAGUCGGGAGAGCAGAGGGUCGGGGCGGGUCACCAUGGUGUACUACUUCAAAGCUCGGCCCGAGGCUGGCGAUUAUGUCAUCUACAUGGGGUUGGACAAGCACGAGAACGAGGAUCUCAUCAAGUACGGGCUGCCGGAAGAUAUUUGGUUUCAUGUCGACAAGCUGUCAUCAGCUCAUGUGUACCUCAGGAUGCAAAAAGGGCAGACAAUGGAGGGCAUUUCAGCGGAACUUUUAGAAGACUGUGCUCAGUUGGUGAAGGCUAACUCUAUUCAAGGUAACAAAAUAAAUAAUCUGGACGUUGUAUAUACACCUUGGUACAACCUGAGGAAGGUUCCAUCUAUGGAUGUCGGGCAAGUUGGAUUCCACAAUCCUAAGCUUGUGCGAACAGUAAGAGUUGAGAAGCGCGUAAAUGAGAUUGUGAACAGGCUGAAUAAAACUAAAGUGGAGAGAACACCUGAUUUAAAAGCUGAGCGUGAACAGUACAAUGCAGCAGAGAGGGCAGAAAGAAAGGCUCAAACAAGAGACAAGAAAAGACGGGAAGAAAUUGAACGACUAGAGAAGGAGAGGCAGGCGGAAAUUCGAAGCUACAAAGGGUUGAUGGUUUCACAGAAAAUGACCUCCAACAAAGAUGUUGCUUCUAAAGGAAAAUCACUCCAAGAACUGGAAGAAGACUUCAUGUGAUGCCUUUAGCGUGCCACCGACGUCAAUGAAUUGAUUGUCAAUUGUUCUCGUCAGCAGCUGGAGAACAUGAACGCGUUUACUUUCAGGAUGUUCAUCUAGAAGAUCCUGUGGGCAGAGAAGGAGAUAACAUCGAUGGAACACUCUGCUUGUAAGAAUUGGUCGUAUUCUCACCAUGGAUAUUGCCUUUCGGUGAAGCGCUGAACUGUUCAGCAGCAAGACUUCACCCGUUGAUGUUAUUUGUCAUGAUGUAAUCGAGCGACUAGUAAACUGGCUUUCGCAAUGUAAUCUUUCGCAAUCUAAGUAGAUGAUUUGUGGACUUUCAAAAUACAGAGUGAAUAGUGUGGUAGUUGGAGAGGUUCCGCAUGGUGAGUGGUUCUUUUCUGAGGGCAAGUUCAGCACAGAGGCGAACAGCUGUCAUUUCAAAUCUCCUCUCAAGGCAUUGGAUUUUGCGUACCUUAUUACCACGGAGAGGUAUUGCUUUCAGUUUUUCUGUCCAAGUCAGGAGUUGGAGUUGAGUGAGAUGUCUCACUUACACAGAGGAAGUCACUGGCUAAUUCGAACCAAAUAAAGUCCAUUUGGAAGGUGUGACGUCCUUUCAACUUUUCCGUAGGCGACAUAUUUGCAAAGGAUUGUGGAAGUGCUGAGUCAGGUCAGUAGGCUUAGGUUCUGGUGCUGUGAAUUUCCUUUACCGGGAAACAAAGCCUGAGCAAGCCUAGACUUUAGACAAGAUCAAGAUGGUAAGUGUAAGGGACGGUGUCGAGAGCGAAGCCGAAGAUUGUCUUCCGCCCCAGUUUAUAUCCUACACUCUUGAUAACGGUCUGUUUUGUACAACUAAGAGUUGCUAGACCAGCUUUAUCAGUAUGAUUUAGGAUGAAGAGUCCUUUGGCAUUGGAGUGCACGUUUCCAUUGAUGCACACGUUUGAGGAUUGAUACUGUUAUGAAUUUCCCGCUACUAAAAGUAAUUUCGGUGUAACGCUCUGACUUUGUAAAGUAAAUGUAGAUAUUAAGCAUUCUCUCUAUGGCACAUUGAAAAGGAAGAAUUUUCAACACUCGAUUAAUAUGAAUCUUCUGUUCUUGGGAGAUUUUACCGGA